AUGGACAACGAUUUCGGAUACACUACACAACGUAAAUCACAAGGUAUUUGGGGAAAACCAAUCCUCACCUCUACUUCUACCCCAACCACUGGCAACGGUUUAGGUCCAGCUGUAACCCGUAGAUCUUGUAUGUUAUAUUGUUUUACUAGUACCCGAGAUAGUUAUCUAUCAUCAUCUGCUAAUCUAUUUAUAAUUUUUACAUUCUCUUUUAUAGUAUUUGGUUAA
Messenger RNA from Cavenderia fasciculata, 225 nucleotides. RefSeq lists its product as uncharacterized. The transcript has a single exon. The record is from RefSeq and is a predicted model, not a curated record. NCBI's taxonomy places the organism in Eukaryota, Evosea, Eumycetozoa, Acytosteliales, Cavenderiaceae. Bases 1 to 225 code for a protein of 74 amino acids.